Molecule: messenger RNA, 2920 nt
Organism: Rana temporaria (common frog)
Lineage: Eukaryota; Metazoa; Chordata; Amphibia; Anura; Ranidae
Gene: CLVS2
Product: clavesin 2
Exons: 5
Coding region: 926-1915 (329 amino acids)
Cellular component (GO): membrane
Molecular function (GO): phosphatidylinositol bisphosphate binding
Source: RefSeq, a predicted model, not a curated record
UAGUAUUGGCUCAGCCAAGGCUGACGUCACCCACCCUCCAGCAGCAGCAGGACCAGAAGUGAUUGAAUGCACAAAACAGACGGGCAGCCUCUCAUCUCAUUGCCAUCCAAGCCACAGCAACUGCACAGCAAAGAACACAAGCUGCAUAGACAGACUGUCCACUUUCUAGCUGCAAUGUGAUGAACAGGCGUCAUAGGAUCUGAUGCUGCGUGCGAGGAUAAAGGCAGUGGUCCAUUCCCUUUGCCUUAUCUCCUGGGAAGGUGCUGCGCUGUCAUCACCGCUACACAAUCAGCUGCAGUAGCCACAUGUUGAGGGGACUCAGCCUCCUCCUUGAUCUUUUUUUUCUUCCCUACACUGAUGCUGUCUUUCUCUGCUGAUGGAUAAAGGUCAUCUCUUACUGGAACAGCUACUGCAGGUUGCCGCAUUAAUCAGGAUUUUUCCCCUGAACUUGGGAGAUGUAUGCAUGUGGAUUUGUGACCACUAGGAUUACAGCAGUAGGAUGGGAAUUGUCAGACCUUUAAAACAACCCAGCUGUUAAACAUCAUACUGUGGGUGUUUAAUUCAAAUACACAGGGAUACAAUCCAGAAAAUGAUGUACUCCUGGCUUGGUAUCAGUAUUCUGGGAUAUAGGUGGUAAAAUCAUGGCCAAAAUGCUCAAUGUACUCUUUUCUGAUUAUUAGUGCUGCCUCCUGCUGUCUGGGGCUAGAUCUUCAUGUUUUGUAAGGCCAGAGAACACAGCAUAGGGGCUCGUGUUUUGUUAAGUAUAUAUAUUUAGACAAAUAUUAAAUUGUUGCUGUUUAUUCACACCGCAUACAAGAUUUUACUGCAUUUUAACUGUUGGCAUAUUUAUUGUUAGUUUGAUUUGGUAUAGUUUGCCAUUUGGUCCUCUCAGGUAUACAAGUCAAAUUGUUCUUGUUCAGGCAACAUGACUCACUUGCAGGCUGGCCUGUCCCCUGAGACUCUAGAGAAAGCUCGGCUGGAGCUUAAUGAGAACCCUGAUACAUUGCACCAGGAUAUCCAGGAGGUAAGGGACAUGGUGAUCACGCGGCCGGAUAUUGGUUUCCUCAGGACAGAUGAUGCCUUCAUUUUGAGGUUUUUGAGGGCGAGGAAAUUUAACCACUUUGAAGCUUUCCGUUUGUUGGCACAAUACUUUGAGUACCGCCAACAAAACCUGGAUAUGUUCAAGAACUUCAAGGCCACUGAUCCGGGAAUAAAGCAAGGACUUAAGGAUGGCUUUCCAGGAGUACUCUCCAAUCUUGACCACUUUGGCAGGAAGAUCUUGGUAUUAUUUGCUGCCAACUGGGACCAGAGCAGAUACACACUUGUGGAUAUUCUGCGUGCGAUACUGCUAUCGCUAGAGGCUAUGAUAGAAGACCCAGAACUUCAAGUGAAUGGAUUUGUUUUAAUAAUAGACUGGAGCAACUUUACCUUCAAACAAGCAUCAAAGUUGACUCCAAGCAUGCUGAGACUAGCAAUAGAAGGUCUUCAGGAUAGUUUUCCAGCUCGAUUUGGAGGAAUCCAUUUUGUCAAUCAGCCAUGGUAUAUUCAUGCUUUAUACACAGUUAUUCGGCCCUUCCUAAAGGAAAAGACAAGGAAGAGGAUAUUUUUACAUGGUAAUAAUCUCAACAGUUUGCAUCAGCUGAUCCACCCAGAGAUCCUACCUUCUGAGUUUGGAGGAAUGUUGCCCCCAUAUGACAUGGGAACAUGGGCAAGAACACUUUUGGAUCACGAGUAUGAUGAUGAAACUGAUUAUAAUGUGGACUCAUAUACUAUGCCAACAAAAGUGGAAGUGGAAAAAGAUUUAUCUCCUAAAAACAUGAAGAGAUCUCAGUCGGUAGUGGAUCCAGGGGUGUUAAAACACAAUGACAAAAAUGAAGAUGACACCACACAGCAGCCUCUCCUGUCACUUGAUUAGCAGACUGCGCUGUUGCAAGACUCGCAAAGGAGAAGAAGAUUUUCUCUUAAUAACUAAACCCUCUACUGGAAUGUACCAACUGGAAAUGUAUCGCAUAUGUUAAUGUUGUAAAAUGUAUUCUUACAAAAGGGUUUCUCUUCUUUGCAAGUAAUAUGGGGGCCACCAGUUAAUGCGUUUACUCUGUAAGUGCCAACUCGUUGUUUGUAAAUAGAAUCCAAAGUAAUCUCUCUCAUUAGAGUUAUUGUUCUAAGUGCUCCGUUGAACACUUCUGUGAAAGAAAAUGGAUGAACACCACUGCGUAAUUUAAAUUGUGUAAUGUACAAAAAAAAAAAAUAAGAAUUACAAAACAAAAAAUAUAUUAUUAUAAUAGGAUUCAUUCUUUUAUAUAAAGCCAUAUAGCAGAUACCACACUGCUUUUUAUUCUGAAUAUUGAAAAAAGACAUUUCAGUAUGAAAUUGCUUUACUCUAAACAGGAAACAGAAGGGGUUUUUGUGCCUCCAGUAUGGAAGUAUCAGGUUAGACUACAAGGCAAUGCAUGUUGGUUUUAUUAAGGACAACAGAACAAAAAAUAUCUGUACUGUGCCAAAUGAAUUUGUAAUAGGGAUUUGUGACGCUAGUUUCUUUUUUAAACAGUAUUAUUAUUACAGCAAGCCAGAAAAAAAAAUAACCAGUGCCAUCAAGUAGAAAAUGUUUAGAUAGUGCUCUGAACUAUUUUGAGAUCUCUCGUUUGUCUAUCUGCACAGUUGAUCUUGUCAGGUUAGUGCUUCUCAGUAACAGAAUUAUUGUAUGUUCAUGAUAGUCAUAUUUUCUUCUGUAUUGUACAUUGAUUACUACGGGUUAUUGUGUGAUCACAGAAAGCAAGCAAAAAUCAUGAUUUAAAUUUAGCACAUCCAGUUCAACUAUUACUGUGGAUCAAGCUACGUCUUUGUGUUUCCAUUAGUGUUUCCAUCCACUUUUCUACACUGUUAUUCACAAAUUUGUAAUUAAAUAUUACAACACAGAGUG